Arabis nemorensis is the source of this 2313-nucleotide messenger RNA. The record is from the annotation of a GenBank genome assembly. Lineage: Eukaryota; Viridiplantae; Streptophyta; Magnoliopsida; Brassicales; Brassicaceae.
AUGGAGAGCAGCGAGGAAGAAGACGAAUUUCCUUCGAUCGAAAGCAUAACUCCUCAGUCAAAGAUCAAUUCCGUUCAUCAGUCUCUCACCGAAAAGGGAAUUAGAAAGCUUUGUUGUGAGCUUUUGGAUUUAAAGGAUGCUGUUGAAAAUAUGUGCGGUGAUAUGCGUACCAAGUACCUUGCUUUCUUGAGAAUAUCUGAAGAAGCGGUGGAGAUGGAGCAUGAGUUGGUUGAGCUGCGGAAACAUAUUUCUUCCCAGGGGAUUGUUGUGCAGGAUCUGAUGGCUGGACUUUGUCGUGAGAUGGAUGAAUGGAAGCGAUCCGCUGGUGAUGUGGAUGACUCAGAUAACUUUGAAGUCAAGGAUCCCCUGCCUAAGGAAUUAACCGAUCCAAAGUCUGAGUUCUUGGAGAAAAUUGACCUUCUUUUGGCUGAACAUAAGGUGGAUGAAGCACUGGAGGCGAUGGAUGCUGAGGAAAGAAACAAUCCAGAUCUUAGAGGAUCAGCUGAAAUGUCUUCUUACAAGUCUGCUUUUAUGGAAAGAAAGGCGGUUCUUGAGGAUCAGCUCCUUAGGAUCGCUAAACAACCUUCAAUUAGUUUAGCUGAACUGAAGCAUGCGUUGAUUGGGUUGAUCAGACUUGGAAAAGGACCUUCAGCUCACCAAUUACUGCUAAAGUUUUACGCCACAAGCAUCCACAGAAGAAUCGAGUCCUUUCUUCCUUCAUGUUCGAUCUGCCCAAACACUUUUCCUGCCACUUUGUCUAAGCUUAUUUUCUCUAAUAUAUCGAUCGCUGCAAAAGAAACCGCAGGGAUGUUUGGUGAUGAUGAUAAUCCCGCGUAUUCCAACAAAGUUGUUCAAUGGGCAGAGAGGGAAGUGGAGUAUUUGGUACGAUUGGUUAAAGAAAACGCAGCUCCUUCCGAAACAGUUUCUGCAUUGCGUGCAGCCAGUGUUUGUCUUCAAGACUGUCUUAACUAUUGCAAAGUGUUGGAACCACAAGGGUUGAUUUUGUCCAAGCUGUUUUUGGUGCUUUUCCGGCCUUAUGUUGAAGAAGUGUUGGAGCUGAAUUUUAGACGGGCUCGAAGGGUUAUCUUUGACUUGACCGAAACUGAUGAGGGAUUGGAAACAUCUUCUGAGUUUGUGGCGGUAUUAUCUGAAUUCGCUAUCGCUUCAGAUACGACAAUGACUGAUUGUAGCAUUCGAUUCAUGCAAAUCGUGCAGGACAUACUUGAGCAGUUAUCACAUCUAGUUGUGUUACACUUUGGUGAAAGUGUAUUGGCGAGGAUCUUGCAACUAUAUGAUAAAUACAUCGACUUUCUGAUCAAAGCCUUGCCUGGCCAUGCAGAUGAGGACGGUCUUCCAGAGCUUCAAGAUAAUACUGUACUAGCUAGAGCUGAGACAGAUUCAGAGCAGCUUGCUCUUCUUGGAGCGGCGUUUACAAUACUCGACGAACUUUUACCAAAAUCACUUUUUAAAGUCUGGAAUCUCCAGAUUGAAAACAGCGGAGGAGAAGGUGAGAAUAGUGCUGCUCUAAACAAUAGCUCUGCACCGGAAUUGAAAGAAUGGAAACGCCAUAUGGUUCAAGCAUUCGACAAACUUAGAAAUUACUUCUGUCUGCAAUUUGUCUUGAGCUUCAUCUACUCUAGGGAAGGACUAACGCGCUUAGACGCACUCAUUUAUUUAACGGAAAUACCAGAUGACUUGCAUCUGCCCUCUUUACCGUUUCAGGCAUUGUUUUCUAAGCUACAGCAGUUGGCCAUAAUUGCGGGGGAUGUUCUGCUUGGAAAAGAGAAGCUGCAAAAGAUUUUACUAGCCAGAUUAACCGAGACAGUUAUAAUCUGGCUAUCAAAUGAGCAGGAGUUUUGGAGUGCAUUCGAGGACGAGUCAACUCCACUUCAGCCAUUUGGGUUGCAACAGUUGAUCCUCGACAUGAACUUCACAGUUGAGAUAGCCCGGUUUGCGGGUUAUCCAUUUAAAGUAGUACAGAACCAUGCAUCAGUCGUGAUUAAUCGAGCCAUCAACAUAUUCUCUUCAAGAGGCAUCAACCCAGAAAGCUCACUCCCGAAGACCGAGUGGUUCACGGAGGCCGCCAAGUCAGCUAUCAACAGGCUACUAAUGGGCUCUGACGAAGCUUCAGAACCUGAAGAAUACGAGUGUGAAGAAGAGGGUCACAUUGUCCUCCCUGACAUUGACGAUGACCACUCAGACACAGAUUCCCUAGGAACUUCUUCACUUUCCACCAUGGACUCGUUCGAGUCAUUUGCCUCUGCAAGCAUGGCUGACCUCGAGAGUCCCUCCUUCACCGAUUCUGAGUCCUGA